Messenger RNA from Candoia aspera, 3525 nucleotides. RefSeq names its product purine nucleoside phosphorylase (gene PNP). The record is from RefSeq and is a predicted model, not a curated record. Gene Ontology annotation, cellular component: cytoplasm. Gene Ontology annotation, molecular function: purine-nucleoside phosphorylase activity. NCBI's taxonomy places the organism in Eukaryota, Metazoa, Chordata, Lepidosauria, Squamata, Candoiidae. Gene Ontology annotation, biological process: nucleoside metabolic process. The transcript is spliced from 6 exons. Bases 79 to 960 code for a protein of 293 amino acids.
AAGCCUCCGGUCUCCAGCAGAGCAGCGGGAUUCCGUGGAGGAAGGUUUCGAAGUCGCGAGAGAAGUCACCGACUCAGCAUGGCCAGCCAGCGAGAGGAAAGAUACACCUAUGAGGAUUGUAAGUGGACAGCAGAUUGGCUCCUGAGUAACACCAAGCAUCGGCCCAGAGUGGCUAUCAUCUGUGGCUCGGGACUUGGUGGGCUGGCUGACCUCCUGAAGGACCAAAUUGUGUUUGAAUAUGCUAAGAUCCCCAACUUUCCCCAGAGCACAGUUGUAGGCCAUGCCGGAAAGCUGGUGUUUGGGAACUUGAAUGGGACGCCGACUGUGGUGAUGCAAGGUCGCUUCCAUAUGUAUGAAGGUUACCCGCUCUGGAAGGUGACCUUCCCAGUUCGGAUCUUCCAUCUGAUCGGCGUAGAGACCCUCAUUGUCACCAAUGCAGCUGGAGGACUCAAUCCGGCCUACAAAGUGGGGGACAUCAUGGUGAUCCGGGACCACAUCAACUUGCCUGGGUUUUCUGGGCAGAACCCUUUGAUGGGACCAAAUGAUGAGAGGUUCGGGGUGCGCUUUCCGGCCAUGUCGGAUGCCUACAAUGAAGACUUGAGAAAACUGGCUUUCACGGUGGCCUCCGAAAUUGGCUGUUCCAGUUGCAUGCGGGAAGGCAUCUACUGUGCCCUGGGAGGCCCCAACUACGAGACCAUCGCCGAAUGCCGCUUCCUGCAGAGGCUGGGCGCUGAUGCUGUGGGCAUGAGCACGGCCCCUGAAGUCAUCGUGGCCCGUCACUGCGGCAUCCGGGUCUUUGGGUUCUCCCUCAUCACCAAUAAGGCCAUUCUGGACUAUGACACCCAAGAAAAGGCCAACCACGAGGAAGUGUUGGAAGCCAGCCGCCAAAGCGCCCGCACCCUUGAGAAGCUGGUCUCCAUGAUGGUGCAGCGCAUUGAACCCAACAACAACCUAGCCUAGGGCCUGUCCAGCUCACAAUCAUUCAUGUGACUUUGGGCAAGGACUGAGUAUGUUUCUCAUUAAUCCUGCUGCUAAGCUUCCCACUCUCGGGUGGUUCAGAAGUUUUGGUCCGGAACGUUGCCAGGAGUGGAAUUAACAUCCUUCUGAUCCUGCCCAAAGUCUGUAGCCUCUGACCAAGAAGCCCCCUCUGUCUGCCUGCUUUUCUCCUUCGGUGUCUUACUUCUGCACAUUGGCAAUUCAUGUCCCUGCAAUGUCACCUGAUCUCUGUUGAAGUCCUUCAGGAUCCCUGAUGAAGCAGAGCACUUGAGAAGUUGCCUUUUCCAUGGCCUGUUGCAUUUUAAAAUUGGGGAUGUGAGGAAUCUAGAAGUCUGUUUCCUGUUUCAAAAUGGCCGUUCUCUCAUCAACAGUCAAGCAGGAGCUGGCUGCUUGGUUUUUAUGGUGCCACUUCGUUUCUGCUUGAGGCUUUGCGUUCAGUUUUCUGUAUCCUAAAAUCAUAGUUGGAGGGGAAUCAGAGGCCACUGAAUUCAAUCUGUUAGAUGCUGGGGUGUUGUCCUGCAUUUGGGCAUUCUGAGUAGGAUUUCUGAAUUGCUAUGCAAUAACUUGUUUGGCCUCUCACGCUUACGAUACUUGAAAUAUUAUUUGUGGUGGCUUCUUCUUGCAAUGUCCUUUGGUCCCUGCUGUCAUCUGUUUAAGCUUCGUGUUAUUCCCUGGAACUAACCUUGGAGGAAAACAUCUUUCCAGCAAGGCUUGUGACCCAAAUAAGCUACUGAAUUGCUCAGAAUUUGAAUUCAUCAUCUCCAGGCAAUGAGCAGAUGGGAUCUUUUUCUCACAAAAUGUAGACACAGUGAUAAAUGUAUGUCAGGGUCCAUGUCAAAUUUAACCCAACUGAAAGCUCCUCCAUAUCAACUAGAAUAAAAGACCCUCCUGCAUAUAAAAAUUAAGUGCAUAUGCUUUGGGUUAGAACUCUGAAUUGCUAGUAUUCUUCGAGGGGGGGCAGGGUCUGUCUGUCCUUGUGUGUUGUGGAGCCUUUAGAGAUGCCUGGCCUUCAACUUGAAUCUCUUCUGUAAGAAGAAUCUUUGAGAAACACGUAAGAAGGAGAGCAAGGCCUACUCAGAAGUGUCUCAUUAUCUUUCUUUAACCACAGUCACACGUUCUUGUUGAGGGGGCUGCUAUCCCCAAGGAAAAUGGGUAUUCUUAUGUCUUCUUCUCAGUUUCCCUUAGCUUCCAGAUCUACCACGUUCCCAAUCAGGUAAUGGUUUGGGAUUAAGUGUGGAUUUCCAGUCCUCCUCUAACAAUGUGAUUGGACCAUUGAACCUGAAAAAUUCUGGUCCACAGAGAAACUGUCAAUGCACUGUUUUUGCAAGCAGCCAAUGGGCUUGGGAAUCCCAAAUCCAUUAAGUGAUCAGGAGCAAACUUCAUCCAAAUUCAGCCCUAUCCAGAGAUUUGUUUGCACCUAGCUAUUGUCAGGUGCAGGUAGAGGAACCCAUCUCCCUGCCCCCAUCACAUCUGGGGAGUGGGGAAUCCUCUAUUUGUUAUUACUGUUAAUCGUAUCUUCUUAGCCUAAUGAUGCUGGGUGUCUCAGGGGAAACAAGGGGAUGCAAUUGAUGACACAUGGUGAUGGUGUCAUCACCCAUGUGUCAUUUGGACAUCAUGGUGGCUUGUUACAAAUGCUGCUGCUGUGGCUCACGCCUCUUUUAAAGUAAGAGUGAAUGAUAGGAAGUUUGGAGCUCCUAGUGAGCCACGCAGUGUAUCUUGAUGUGAAGGAACAUGUCUACAGCUCUGGUGGAAGUGUCUUUGUUCUGAUUUUGUCCCAGGAUUCAGCUGCUUUUUCUGAUUUAAGAAGUUGUUUCUAUAGCAGAGGCCAGUUGCUUCCCCAGAUUUGUUACAUUCUGGGCUGAAUGCACUCGUGAGGGACAGAGGUGUUGGAGAAGAGAACUACUGGUGUAAACAUUUGUGGCUCAGAUUGCUGCAAAGCCAGGUAAUGUGGGCACUGUAGUGAUCGAACGAGUUGUCAAAUAAUCAAUCCUGGUGUGUUCUCAUAUUUUCCACAAUGAUGUGCAAAACUUAAGAGGUGGAAGUUUUUGCGCGAGAGAGAGAGAAGUAAAUUGCAACUUAAGUUCUGCAUACCCAGUUUCCCUUUGAGGUACAGCUGCAAAGUCCAGCUGAAAAGCUGGCUUAAAGGAGACCUCCCAGCGCACUGAAAUCCACACCCCCAAAUAGUCAGUUGGCCUCUUCUGUUGUGUAAAGGUACUAUUCCAAAAUAUAAUACUAAUUUUUUUCUGGUAAAUCCUCUUUUUCCCCCAUUCACCUUUCUGAUUCUCUCUUUCCCUUUCCCCUCAUCCUGGGAUCAAAAACGAACUCUUGCUAUCUUUCAAACAACGCUGAAGAAUUAAAGCAGACACAGAAGAAAUUGAUGAGGAAUAGCGGCUCACCAAAUAUGAAUGUUUCAAAUUAGACAUAUAUUUUUUUAGAGCAUCCGCAAUCUGCACUUUUUAUUUUAUUUAAUGGAGUCCCCAUUUAUUAAUUAUAAUGUAAGUAAAUAAUAAAGUUAAGUUGGAAUGAGUA